GGUAAAAUACAUGUCCACCUCUCCGCCUCUGCCACAAUGACAAAUGCAGCAUGUUUUUAUCAGAAGCAGAUCUCCUGUGUGUGUAAUUGUUAAUGGUCGCUCUGUGUUGACGGUAAGCGCGAAGCGGAAUGGCUUUAAUGGAGAAACCGGCCUCCGGGAAGCUCCUGCUGGACGACACGGUGUCGCUGACGGCGGUAAUCGAAGCGAGUCAGAAUUUACAAUCUCAUACGGAAUACAUCAUCCGUGUGCAGAGGGGAGUCUCUACAGAAAACAGCUGGACGGUGAUCCGGAGAUACAGUGACUUCGACAUGCUUAAUAAUAGUCUGCUGAUCUCGGGCCUGAACCUGCCUCUUCCUCCUAAGAAGUUACUUGGGAACAUGGACCGCGAGUUCAUAGCAGAGAGGCAAAAAGGUCUACAGGCGUAUUUAAACUUUCUCACACUGCAUCACAUCCUCUCCAGCUGUGAACUUGUCAAAAAAUUCCUAGACACCAACAAUUAUUCUGCAAACUACACAGAAAUCGCCUUACAGCAAGUGUCCAUGUACUUCAGAUCAGACCUGAUAUGGGAAGUGGUUGAGCCUUUAAAAGACAUCGGUUGGAGAUUACGAAAGAGAUACUUCUUAGUUAAAAACAAAGAGCAGCCCAAGGAACGACAAGUCUUAAGCUGGGUUGAUUUUGGUCCUGAUAAGUUCUUAUCAGACAAAGAUCUGCAAUCCAUGAUGAAGCUGCUCCCAUCCCUCUCUCAUCCAUACAUCUGUCCAGUCACCUACGCUUCUACUAUCGAGUCCUCGUCAGUAGUGAUCAGAAUUUUUAAUGAGAAGGGCACACUUAGGGAUCAUAUUUGCAAGGUGAAGCCAAAAGAAGCAUUCCUGAAGAAGUACUGCAACCCCAAAAAGAUCCAAGGUCUGGAGCUACAACAGAUCAGGACAUAUGGGAGGCAGAUUUUGGAGGCCUUAAAAUUCCUGCAUGAUAAGAGUUUUCCAUAUGGGCAUCUCCAUGCUUCAAAUGUUAUAAUUGAAGACAACACAUGCAAACUUCUGGACAUUGAGAACUCCAUCCUAGGACUUCCCUCUUACUACCGUCCUUAUGUCACCCAGUUCCGGAAAAUUAAUACCACAGAAAGCAUUGAUGUCUACUCAUUUGGGCAUUUGUUGUAUGAAAUGACGUACGGCAGGCCCCCCGAUGCCGUUCCUGUGGAUCAGUUUCCCUCUGUGCCCUACACUUCAGUCGUCUCUGUCCUACAGUCCAUCCUGUCCACCGAAGCAUGUAAAGCAGGGAUGCCCACAGUUUCUCAGCUCUUACAAACACCUCUAUUCAGUGAUGUGCUGCUGUUCAACACGGAGAAAGCUCAGUUCAAGAACUCCUCCAAACUGAAAGAGGCCAUGAAGUUGUCCAAAGAGUGUUUGGAAAAGCGCCUCCAAGAGGAACAAAGAGCGGUUCAGCAGCACAGGAGGUUGACACGUGCACAGUCCCAUCACGGCUCUGAAGAGGAGAAAAGGAAGAGGAAGAUCCUUGCCAGAAAGAAAUCCAGACAGUCUACUUAUGAAAAUGAGGAGGACUUUUCUGUCAAAUAUAACAACAACUCUGGUUCAGGAGCGAGUUCUCCACCUACUUGUCCUUCUUCUCCUACUCCUCCACCUGCACCAGGUGUUCAGUCAGUGACCCUUCCACCACCUCCACCGCCUCCUCCACCUUCUUUAGGGAUCGAGUCAAGCCCUCCAGCCCUCCACCCUCCUUCCGUUAAUGGCAAGGGCCGAAGCGCCCUUCUGAGCUCCAUUCAGACCUUCAGCAAAGGCCGGCUGAAAAAAGCAGAGAUCAACGAUCGAAGCAAUCCACACAUCUGAGCAACAGUCUUUAGACUGCUUAGUUCUUACCAUGUGCAAUUUGUCCUUGGCUCUCUUAUCCGAGGCGUGAAUCUGAAUCUUCAGGAGUGCAGUGAUAUUUUACAACUGGACUGCAACUGAAAUAUUUUACUUUCAACUUGGCUGCAGAUCAGCAGUGAUGAGGCUAAAGUGUGGGCUCUCUGUGCUGCUAUACAGUAUAUGAUCUUGGAAACUACAUUUUAGCUGACAAGAUAGGUUUAUGAAUUGGACUUGCAUAUUUGUGGUAAAUAAUCAUACCCACCCUACAACGAUGUUUCUGACCCUCUUAAAAACAGCUUCCAGGUUCGGCGUUUUCAAACCAGUUAGAAGAAUUUAGGUUGGGAAAGACAUUUUUAAUGCUUUGACUUUGGGUUUUACUUAAAACAUUGUGUAGGUUUUGUCCUUUUUUAUUUGUUGCAUAAUAUUAUAGUACAUUCAGAUUAUUGGAAUUGCAGUAAUCGAAAGAUGAUGAAGAACUCCGUGAUUGAGAAAAGGCUAUUUUAACAUUCGUGAUAACAAGGAUGUUUGCUAAACCAACCAUUUUUUAAAGCCAAGGCAGCAAAAUUGCCCUUGAUGUUUGGGAGGAAGGGAAGAAGGGAUGGAUGGCAUAUUCCCCAUCUCCUCUAUUAAUCAGAGCGACACUAGCCAAUUAUAGGUGUAUGUGAGCUCAUUUAUGCAGAACAGUGUAGGAACCGCUUUCCUCUAAGUGCGCUGUGAUGUUGAGCAAAUGCGGUACUGUAGCUGAUAUCAUUUGUCUUGGAGAAAGCAUGUCUAACAUCAUCCUCCCAAGGUGAUCACUGUUGUCCUAUUGAUGAGAACUAGGUAUUAAUUAAGAAUCUGCAAAAUAUUACCUUGGGAGAAAAUGGUUAAUAAUAUUUUAAAGACAUAGAAUAACUUUGAUUUGCCAUGACUCUUAUUAAUAAGUGAAAGAGUAGACCCAAACCAUGCCAGCAAAUUGCUUCCAACAGCAUGUUUUUUUUAUUUUAUUUGUCUUUUUAUAAGUCUUAACUCGGAAUUACUGUAUUGUAGCCUGAAAUGAUGUGAAGACACUCAGACAGUGAUUUAAAAAAAAACAAAAAAUGAAAGGAAUAGUAUUUAAAAAAAAAAAAGCAUGUUAGGGUUUGUGCCACAUUUUAACCUUUGUGCCUAUAAAAAACAAUUGCUAGACAUCCCAUUGCCAGAUUUAGGAGCUGUGUGUUUCAUUUUUAUCUUAGCAGCAGUGUAAGUUUUACACAGUGGUCCAUUGUAACCAGUGCUAUAUAAAAUGAAUAAAUAUUGAAUUUAAAAUAGUACAUAUUCCAUUUGAAAUAAACACUAACGCUGAACCCAUGCACUGAAAUAGGGUUAAUCCUCAUAAUAUAUAGCGUGGAUUAACUGUCAGAUUUGUUGACCAGGUAAAGGAGUUGUAACCAUUCCAAAAAGAUUCAUAACAUCUAAGAAGUAAUGGAAGUCUGUCUAAUCCAAAAAUAUUUCCCAUAAAUAUCUCCACACAGUUAUUAAGACUUAAUAACGCAGGAACAGAAAAUAUUAUUCUUUUAUUUCAAGAUAACCUGGUAAUUUGUUACAUUCAGGUAGCCCAGAGCUUUGUACAGUGCAUGAUGGGUGCAUCGCUUCAUCCCCUUAUCUUCUUACAUUGAUGCGUUCAUCGCUCUGGAACAGGGUUAGUCUGGAAUCAUUAGACCACAUGGCCUUUAUCCAUUGCUCCAAAUUCAAAUCUUUAUCCUCUCUUUUUUGAUAAGUCUCAUCAAUAAGUGGUUUUCUUAUGGCCACAUAGCUAUUUAGUCAUAAUUCUGUGUACCUGUCGCAUUGUGCUCUUACUUUUACUAAUUAACAUAGCGGUAAUUUCUACUGCUGUUUUUUUUUUUUUUUUUUUUUUACUGUGCAACUUUACCAAAUGUUUAAGUAAUCACUAUUCAUGAUUUUUAACCAAAUUUCAGUCAUUUAAAAUCUCUGGAGUUGUCUUUUUUCCUUGAUGUCGGUCAAUAAUUUGACCAUUUUGAAACAAUGACACUUUUUGGUCAGGGUGUCAUAUACCUACAGGAGUGGACAGGAUUGAUAAAAUGUUGUUCAAUCUUCAUGCGGGAGCAGGAAUUAAUCGAGCCGAAAGUCUUGGAGGUGAAGAAAACUGUGUGGAGUGGUCAGAAUUUCUUUGGGAGCAAGUCGAAGCACAAGUACAGUACCUCUUUUGGACAAACAAAAAAAAUAUUUGGGUUCUUAUCAUACCUGAUCCAAAAAGUCCUGAGCCAAAAAUCCAGGAGGUGGAGACAACUUGGUGUGUGUCAAUAUGGAUUUGUUGUUUCAUCUUGUUAACCAUCAUGUUGGUUAGGGUUAGGAUAUGGCGUGUAGAAGGCAUUAGUCAGAUGCAGCACCACCUCUUGGACUUUUGAGUAUGCAGCCAAAACUGGCUUACCAGAAGCAGCAUUUAAAACUUAUCUAAUGUGUAGCAAAUCCAUCAAGAACUAAACUACGAUAUGAAAAGUAUUUGCGGUGAAAUUGACUUCUGUUAUGUAUUUAAUUUGUAAUUUGCAUCAUCCUUGUAGCCUCAGUGCAAAAGUAUUGAAUCAAUUGUCAGAAAGGCUGAUCAACUUUAUUUAGGAUAAUCAACUCUUUUGCCCAACUCUUCCUUAAGAAAAUUGACUUGAGACAUGUACAAUUACAAAUAAGUUGUAGUAAUCUUCUGAUAAACCACAGUUAGGCCAUUAACAUGACAUUGGCACAUUGGGCAUGUAGCAAAGUACUCUGCUUUCUGUAACCCCCUAUGCACAUCUAUACAUGUUUCAUUGCAGACUGUAAAACAUGGAGGUUUUCAGUGAAACGCACAGUUUCUGUGUUAUACGUGUAAAUGAUUCAUACCGAGGAGCAACAUCGCUUUCUCUGCCGCACUUUACCACUGUUUAUCGGUGGUCUUUGAAAAGAGGUAUAAAGUUUACAUUAGAUUUAAUUAUGUUGAAAGAUGGUAUGAAUAGCGAGACAGUUUGAUUAUAUUUGAUAAUAAGAGUAAUGAACACUGCACAUUUGCCACAACCACUGCUGCACACACUGAAGGUGUGCAUCCUGUAUUUAAAACAUUUUUUUUGUUUCCCCCAUUAUAAAAAUUGCGUUGACAAUGUUUUAACCAUGGUGAUGUGCUUUUAAUUGUGAACUUUGAAGUAAAAACAACAGAAUGUUCUUCAAUGUU
Molecule: messenger RNA, 5040 nt
Organism: Clarias gariepinus (North African catfish)
Lineage: Eukaryota; Metazoa; Chordata; Actinopteri; Siluriformes; Clariidae
Gene: pxk
Product: PX domain containing serine/threonine kinase
Exons: 18
Coding region: 129-1844 (571 amino acids)
Biological process (GO): endosome to lysosome transport; early endosome to late endosome transport; protein phosphorylation
Cellular component (GO): extrinsic component of endosome membrane; late endosome; early endosome
Molecular function (GO): actin binding; phosphatidylinositol binding; ATP binding
Source: RefSeq, a predicted model, not a curated record